This is a messenger RNA of Hyaloscypha bicolor E, 768 nucleotides long. Its product is annotated as EBP-domain-containing protein. Lineage: Eukaryota; Fungi; Ascomycota; Leotiomycetes; Helotiales; Hyaloscyphaceae. The record is from RefSeq and is a predicted model, not a curated record. The transcript is spliced from 4 exons. Bases 1 to 768 code for a protein of 255 amino acids. Gene Ontology annotation, cellular component: endoplasmic reticulum; membrane. Gene Ontology annotation, biological process: sterol biosynthetic process. Gene Ontology annotation, molecular function: C-8 sterol isomerase activity; cholestenol delta-isomerase activity; steroid Delta-isomerase activity.
AUGGCAAUCCUCGACCUGCCCUUCAAUGCGACCAGCACGCCCCUCAUGGUGACCGACCACCACUACUACCCCCUUGAAGUCGAGAUCGCCAAUUACCUCGCAAACGAGUGGUCCGUCCCUGUGCUCCUCGGAAUCUUCGCCGCCGUGUGCGCCUCCAUUGUAAUCGGCACCGUCGUGAUCCUCGAUAAGACGCACCCCAAUCUGCCAAAGGGGGAGAAGGCAGCCAUCUGGUGGUUUGUGAUCUCUGGAGCAAUCCACCUCUUCUUCGAGGGCUACUUCUCCCUGAACCACACGCGGAUGGGCCCAGCCCAGGAUCUGUUUGGGCAGCUGUGGAAAGAAUACGCCUUCUCCGACUCUCGGUACCUGACCUCUGACCCGUUCGUGCUCUGCAUGGAGACGGUUACUGCUUUCACAUGGGGCCCUAUCUGUUUUGUCGUAGCCUUCUUCAUCACAAACUCGCACCCGCUCCGCCACCCCCUCCAAAUCAUCGUCUGCGUGGGCCAGAUCUACGGCCUGAUUCUCUACUACGCAACCAGCAUGUUCGAUCACUACUACGCGCAGAUCACGUACUCGAGACCCGAGUUUCUGUACUUCUGGGGCUACUACUUCUUCAUGAACUUCAUUUGGAUGGUUUUCCCGGGGAUUCUGCUUGUGAGCAGUGUCCGAACCAUCGCACGAACUUUCCAGGCUCUUGACAAGCUCACAGCUGCAAAGAGCAAUGGAAAGGCCAACGGCCACGCCAACGGGCAUGCGAAGAAGACGAUUUGA